GAAGGAUUAAACGACUUGCUUACAGCGUGGUCAUUGUGAUAGUGUGGAUUUUUAAUAUCUUAGUAUGCUUAUGAAAGAAUACCGAAUAUGUAUGCCGCUGUCAGUUGAAGAGUAUAAAAUAGGUCAGUUGUAUAUGGUAGCCAAACAUUCCAGUGAACAGAGCGAGAAAGGGGAAGGAGUAGAGGUCGUUAAAAAUGAGUCGUGUUCCCAUCCUGAAUAUGGUGAGGGUCAAUUCACAGAGAAACGGGUUUAUUUAUCAAGUCGAUUGCCAGCCUGGUUGCAGUCGUUUAUUCCUAGAAUAUUUUACGUGACAGAGAAAGCAUGGAAUUAUUAUCCCUAUACAAUAACAGAAUAUACAUGUUCGUUUAUUCCCAAGUUUAAUGUAUAUAUAGAAACUAGAUAUGAAAACAAUAAUGGCUCAUCUAACAAUUGUUUAGGUAUAGGAGCUGAUCAGUUAAGUUUACGCACGGUAGAUUUUAUAGAUAUUUUACAUGAUCAAGUACCUGAUAAGUAUUAUAAAGAGGAGGAGGAUCUGAGUAAGUUUGGAUCGAGGAAAACCAACAGAGGACCUCUACAAAAUGGUUGGGAUAAAACAUCUAAUCCUAUAAUGUGCUCGUAUAAACUGGUAAAAGUGAAAUUUGAAGUUUGGGGUUUACAAACUAAAGUUGAAGGUUUUACUCACAAAUCUAUACGAGAUAUAUUAUUAUUAGGACAUAAACAAGCGUUCGCCUGGAUAGAUGAAUGGAUUGAAAUGUCUGAAGAAGAUGUACGAAGGUAUGAAAAGAGUAUGCACGAAGAAACGAACAAGAGAGUUUUAGCUGGAUCACGAUCAACAUCACGACUUGGAUCUCAAGGUGAUUCACGAUCAGGAUCUACCUCAUCACAACCGUGA
Messenger RNA from Lottia gigantea (owl limpet), 892 nucleotides. RefSeq lists its product as hypothetical. The coding region runs from base 65 to 892 and encodes 275 amino acids. Gene Ontology annotation, biological process: phospholipid transport. Gene Ontology annotation, molecular function: phosphatidylinositol transfer activity; phosphatidylinositol binding. The record is from RefSeq and is a predicted model, not a curated record. NCBI's taxonomy places the organism in Eukaryota, Metazoa, Mollusca, Gastropoda, Lottiidae. The transcript is spliced from 9 exons. Gene Ontology annotation, cellular component: cytoplasm.